AUGACCGAAGGAACGUCUCUGCCGGUGCCAGAGUCACAGGGCAGCAGCAACGAAUCCAGCGCCAACCCCAGCAGAGCGCACAGCGUGCGAGGCGGAAAAACUGGAACAAAGCCGGCUCAAAAAGUCAAGUUCUCGGUGGAAGGAGGCGAUGGAGAUGACGAGGACCCAAAAGAAACACAAAAGCCGGAAGAGCCCCGGAGGAGGAGGGAUAUCCCCCAGAUCCGUGUUCCUUCGUCCGAAGAUGUCGCCGACAACCUGCUGGCACCGGCCGACUGGACAGGACGAACAAGUGCUGCGGCCGCUCACGCCGAAGACCGUGCCAGACGGUUAGCCAACAGACUUAGCAAUCCGACACCGGGAAACCGAACACCUGGCAACCGAACACCAGUCGGGUCGCGACCGAGCUCGACUGCCUCGGCGUCCGCGCCUCUGGUCCCGCCGCCGCACCAGCAACUGCCAUAUGCGUCCCCGAACUCGUCUCCGCCAACGAAGCCGCUGCGAGACUGGCUGGUGAAUAUCGACGACAUCCCGCUCCAACCGCUGGACAAGGAUAAGCGGCAAUACACGCUGCACGACGAGACGACGGAUGACAGCGAGGACGAAGAGAAUCAGAAGCCGCUGAAGCGCGACAACGAGAAUAUAGAAGAGGCUAGGAGGCUAGUCAGGACGUUGACCACCGCCCAUCAGCCGGCCAAAUGGCAAGACCAACCAAGGCAAGUCAUCCAUCUACCUGUGUCAGGAACUCAGACUCCCGCCGCCGACAAACACGUCCAUGACCUCGAGUACGUGCCGCCGCCGGACGAAUACCGGCCCGGUGUCUUCGGAGCGAUCCUGUCCUCGAAACUCGCCAACCUGCAGCGCGACAACAUCGAACAACCGCGAUACCAUGACGACCCCGGUGCCGGCACAGGUGGGGGUCAGAACGCGCAGAACAGAUACCAAUAUCAACCCCGAGAGGGCGACGGCCACCAUCACCACCACCGUCCCCAUCCGCAUCUCCCGUACGGCCACUCACGGAACCCCUCCGAAACGCACGAUUCAUCGGCCGGCUCGUCAGGCAGGGCGACGCCGUCCAGGCGACCGAAAUGGUACGACAAGUCACCUGCCAGCCAGUCGACGUCGUCCAUGGCCGCUCUGCUGUCAGGGUCGUCCGCUGCGGCUGGGGCGUUCGCGGCCCCAGGGACAAGCGGAUACAUACCUCGGCCGCCGCUGAGGCGGCAUAAGUCGUCGAACAGCAUGAUCGCAACGGCGGUGGAUAUGAUCAAGCAUCCUGCGAAUCAUUUCCACCCCAAACCCGCCCACAACCUGAAAGCCGAAGAAGAGCGGGUGAUCCACGACGUGGCCGAGAUCCUGGCGUGCCGCAAAUACCUCAAGCGACUGGCGCGGGCACUAAUGGCAGUCGGCGCCCCAACGCACAGGCUGGAAGAGUACAUGAAGACGUCGGCGCGCGCCCUCAGCAUCGACGGCGACUUCCUCUAUCUCCCGGGGGCGAUGAUCGUGUCCAUCAACGACAAACUGACCAUGAGCACGGAGGUGACGCUGGUGCGCGAGAUGCAGAACGUCGACCUGGGCAAGUUCAAGGACGUGUACGAGGUAUACAAGUGCGUGAUCCACGGCAAGCUGACGGCCGAAGCGGGCACCGAGGAGCUCGAGACCAUUCGCAACGGAAAGCCGCGCAACAAGCUGCACUGGGUCAUUCUCGCGUACGGCGUGGCCGCGGUCGCCGUCGGGCCCUUCGCCUUCUCGGCACGCCCCGUCGACUUCGGCCCCAGCUUCAUCCUCGGCUGCAUGUUGGGCUUUCUGCAGCUCGUCGUCGGCACCCGGUCCACGCAAUUCUCCCAUGUCUUUGAAGUCACGGCGACCGUCAUCAUCUCGUUUGCCGCACGCGGCCUGGGCUCCAUCUACCAUCAUGGCAAGCCGGUGUUUUGUUUCUCCGCCAUUGCCCAGAGCAGUAUCGCCCUGAUUCUGCCGGGCUAUACCGUCCUCUGUGCGGCGCUGGAGCUGCAGAGUAAAAAUCUGGUGUCUGGGUCUGUGAGGAUGGUCUAUGCCAUUAUCUAUUCGCUGUUUCUGGGUUUUGGGAUCUUGAUUGGGACGGUUAUUAUGGGCCUCAUCUAUCCUGGCGCCCAAAGCGACGUGACAUGCGACAUGCCAUCAUGGUGGAACUCCAACCAACAUGACUACAAGCUGAUCUACGUGCGGUUCAUCUGGGUGCCCAUUUUCGCCAUGUGCCUGGCCAUCAUCAACCAAGCCAAAUGGCGCCAGGUGCCGGUGAUGACGCUGAUCGCGUGCGGCGGCUACCAGGCGACGUACUGGAUCUCGACGCAGACGGCCAACAACGUGCAAGUGGCCAACGCCAUCGGCGCGUUCGUCAUCGGCUGCAUGGCCAACCUGUACAGCCGCUUCUUCCACGGCCUGGCCGCCGCCGCCAUGCUGCCGGCCAUCUUCGUGCAAGUGCCCAGCGGCCUGGCCGCCAGUGGCAGUCUCGUCGCGGGCGUCACCAGCGCGAACCAGAUCACGGGCAACGCGACGGGCGUCGAUGUUAUCGGCAACGGCACCGCCGGCUUCUUGGAUGCGCAGAACGGCUCGAGCAACUCAACGGCGUAUUCGGGGACCAUUUUCAACGUCGGCUACGGCAUGGUGCAGCUGGCCAUUGGCAUUAGCGUGGGCUUGUAUUUGAGCGCUUUGGUCGUUUAUCCCAUUGGGAAGAGGAGGAGUGGGAUCUUCAGUUUCUAG
This is a messenger RNA of Capronia coronata CBS 617.96, 2733 nucleotides long. RefSeq lists its product as uncharacterized. The transcript has 4 exons. The record is from RefSeq and is a predicted model, not a curated record. Lineage: Eukaryota; Fungi; Ascomycota; Eurotiomycetes; Chaetothyriales; Herpotrichiellaceae. Bases 1 to 2733 code for a protein of 910 amino acids. Gene Ontology annotation, molecular function: transmembrane transporter activity. Gene Ontology annotation, biological process: transmembrane transport.